Molecule: messenger RNA, 384 nt
Organism: Clonostachys byssicola
Lineage: Eukaryota; Fungi; Ascomycota; Sordariomycetes; Hypocreales; Bionectriaceae
Source: the annotation of a GenBank genome assembly
AUGCCCAUUCCUCUUCCCGAGUCUACACAGUUCGCCAUAGUUCUCGAGGCUGGUGCAGAGUGUCCAGAUCGGGAUGGUGAUGAGCAGCAGGAGGGUGUCGGAGGCACUAUGCGAGAAAGAAUGCAACGGUCCAAUGCGGUGGGCUUUGCUGGGCGGCCUUAUCGCGUCGGAAGUCGUCCAGGCCAGUCCACGACAUGGAUGGACAUGGGCUGGCCACUAACAUCCCGGAGUGGUGUGACGGAGGUGGCUGGCCUGAGUGACUCGUGCAUGCUGGUGGGUGGGUGGAUGGUCGAUGGCCAGAAGCAUCGCGCCGGGAUGGGCGAUGGUGGUGGUGUCGAUGCGAGUCGCCUCGUCCACGCGUUUGCCUCCCGCCGUGAACGCUGA